AUGGCCGUGCUCGAGCCCGACGCUGCCCGACGCCGCCUCGCCCUUGCGGCACGACGAACUCGGCGGCGCCUCCUCCUCGCCGGACUGCCCCUCUCUGUCGCAACGUCCCCGACCUCCACCUCGCGCCCCGCUGCCAAAACCCCUACGGCCACCGUGAGCCCCUCCUCUCCUCCUCUCUCCCUCGCGACUGGCUACGCCUCUGCGUGCUCACCCGCGCGUGGCCGCGCCCUGCGCCUCACGCCCGCUCUGGCCACUGCCUUGCCGCGCCGCUCGGAGCCGCCCGAGCCCUGCACCGUGCCCCGCGUCCUCCCUUCUCCCUCGCGCGACACUGCCUGCCAGCGCUGCGUGCGCGCCUCGCGCUCGUCGCCACGGCCACCGCACGUGCGCACCUGUGCGUCACCCACGCCCCGAAUCUCCCUGCCUUCUCCUCGCUCGCACGCCGCUCUGCCCCACCGCGGCGCCCCCUUCCCGUGCCGCUCUGCCGCUGCGGCUUACCGCCGCCCCGCGCUCCUCCGCCUGAUGCUCGCCCGUGCAUCGCCUCGCCUGCACCGCUCGCUCGCCGCACGGUGCGCCACGGCCCCGUUGCUCGCCCGUCUCCAGCCGCCUCCACUCAGGGCCGCGGCACCGCUCCCCGCACCCGCCUCGCCUUCGCCCGGCCACCCUAGCGCACGCGCGCCGCCGACCACGCGCCAGGCGCCGGCGCUCCGGCGCACACGCGCGCCCGCCCCGUCGCCUCGGGUCCACCCCGAUGGGUGCCUUGCCCGCAACGGCGCCCGUUAG
This is a messenger RNA of Aegilops tauschii subsp. strangulata, 780 nucleotides long. The record is from RefSeq and is a predicted model, not a curated record. Lineage: Eukaryota; Viridiplantae; Streptophyta; Magnoliopsida; Poales; Poaceae.